Coregonus clupeaformis (lake whitefish) is the source of this 6268-nucleotide messenger RNA. Its product is annotated as zinc finger protein ZFPM1. The transcript has 9 exons. Gene Ontology annotation, cellular component: nucleus. Lineage: Eukaryota; Metazoa; Chordata; Actinopteri; Salmoniformes; Salmonidae. The record is from RefSeq and is a predicted model, not a curated record. The coding region runs from base 358 to 4032 and encodes 1224 amino acids. Gene Ontology annotation, molecular function: RNA polymerase II-specific DNA-binding transcription factor binding. Gene Ontology annotation, biological process: negative regulation of transcription by RNA polymerase II; erythrocyte differentiation; heart development.
CUGUCUGCCAGUACUAGAGCGUGGGGCGGACAAGGGAAAACGAAAACAAUAAAACGGCAACAUUUAAUACAAUAGGUAUAGCGACACACCUGCAUGCACUGGCAUCCCUUCCGUGACAGUCAAGACAUCACAAGAAAGAGGAGGAAGAGCAAGGAGAAAACCGCACAUCUGGGAAGACAUUUAAAAGUACCUAAAGCAGCUUACUUGGCCACAGGUAGUUAUCGCGCGUCAAAGAAUAUCAAAGUGCAGGUCAUGCGGAUAUCUCCGACUGGAGAUCGAGCUGUGUUUCAUUGCUAGUCGCGUUCUACUUGGGAAGAAGAUCACUUCUUUUCAGCUGAACAAGAACAGGGGAAAGCCAUGUCCCGAAGAAAGCAGAGCAAACCCCGGCAGAUCAAACGUUCUAUUGGGGACUUGGAGGGUGGUGAGGACAACACACCUGACGACAUCAGCCUAUCAGGCGAUGAGGGCGGAGCCUCAGACUCAGCAGAAUGUGACAGCUCCAGUACACCACCAUACACCCCCCUGUACAAUGAAGAGCCAAGGACACAUGACUCCCUUUGUGCGCCUGAUGAUGAUGUGGAGGAGAAAGGUCCAACACACACUGAAGAGGAGGAGGAGAUGGAAGAGGAGGAAGACUGUCUACAUUGGAGGGGUCCAGAUGACCUGGAGCUGAGUGAUGAUACUGCUUACCCCAAGGUCCUGGCCUGCAGGGACCUAACCACCGACACACUAUGGGGGCCAUACGCUGGAAUCGUCCAAACAAAAGAUGCUGGAGAUGACCAGGAGUCAGAGAUCUCCAGGUUGACACUGGUGUGUGAGGACGCAGACUGCUGGCUCAGUAGAGUCCUGUUAACCUCCGAUGCCACAGAUACCAACUGUACCAUCUACAGCCAAGGUGAGGAGCUGUAUUGUAAGGUGACCCAGGACAUCUCCACAGGGGACGGUCUGCUGGCUACGCUGUCUACACCUUCUAUGGAGCAGCUGUCCCCCUCUCAGACCCAGGGUGUAGCGGUGAAGGAGGAGCCUACAGGUGUCUACCCAGCAUCCCUCCACUCUGAGAUACAGCUACUCCCCCAGCAGGCUGGGAUGGCAGCCAUCUUGGCCACGGCAGUUGUCAACAAGGACAUCUUUCCGUGUAAGGACUGUGGGAUCUGGUACCGCAGUGAGAGGAACCUCCAGGCCCACCUCAUGUACUAUUGUGCCAGCCGGCAGAAGCAGCAGUCCUCCUGCUCCCCCCCACAGGACAAGCCCAAGGACUCCUACCCCAAUGAGCGUGUCUGCCCCUUCCCACAAUGCAACAAGAGCUGCCCCAGCGCCAGCUCCCUGGAGAUCCACAUGCGGACACACAGUGCAGGUGAGCGUCCCUUUGUGUGUCUGAUCUGCCUGUCGGCCUUCACCACUAAAGCCAACUGUGAGCGUCACCUGAAGGUGCACACGGACACGCAAAACGGAGUGUGUCAUGGCUGUGGCUUCGUCUCCACCACGAGGGACAUCCUCUAUAGCCACCUGGUUACCAGUCACAUGGUUUGUCAGCCCGGCUCACGCAGUGAAGUGUACUCCCCAGGCCCUGGCCUGCCCAAACUGCCUCUGUCCACAGGUCUAAGUCCAGGAGACUCUGGUGUUGUGUUGAAAUGUCAGAUAUGUGGCCACAUCACAGACUCACCCGGCCAGCUCCAGCAGCAUGUCCGCACACACCUGGAGGUGAGGGUCCCGGCAGAGAGGAGCCCCUCACCCCGCCAGAGCACCCCCUCCUCAGCUGACCACCCUGAGCCCCCCGCCUGCGUACCCCACCCUGACUCCUCCAGCCCUGGGGCCAAUGGGAGCUCAGCCACCCCGCGAGGCUGCAGCCCACCUGACCACCUGCCCACAGACAUGAGGAUCAAAGAGGAGCCACGCUCAGACUCUGAGAAUGAGGGGCAGGAGGAGACGGACCGGGAGGGGAAGAGCCGUGGACACACAGGGGCAGGGUCUUCUCAGACCACCUCCCCCAGGAGUCCCUCUGCUUUGUCCGUGAAGGCAGAGCCAACCAGCCCCACCCCUGGCUCCAGCCCUGCCCACCUGGGAGGACCUGGCUCAGUGCUGCCUGGAGGAGCUGUGUUCCUGCCACAGUACAUGUUUAGCCCAGAGGCAGCCAUCCUGCCCCAGGCCUCAGAGAUCCUGGCCAAGAUGUCUGAGAUGGUCCACAGCCGGUUGAAGCAGGGCCAGGUGUCCCCUGGGGCAGCGCCAGCCUUCUAUCCCGCAGGCACUACCAUCACUGUCCACAAGGGGGCCACCUGCUUAGAGUGUGACAUCACCUUCAACAACAUCAACAACUUCUACGUUCACAAGAAGCUCUACUGUUCCAGCAGGCACCAGCAGGGAGACGUGGCUGGCCAAGUGAAGGAGGGGGCCUCGGGGGUCACCGUCCCAUCUGUCGGACACAGUUCAUCCCCUCAGGCUGCCACAGGUAGUCGGGCUGCUUCAGCCUCCCCGAGUGACUCAGACCCUGUUCCAGGCAGCACCGGCACAGAGGGCAAGCUGGUGGAGGUGAAAAGUGAGAACCCUGGGUUGAAAGAGGCUGUGUCAUCCUCUUCCUCUGAGGGGGAGGGUGGUGGAGGAGGAGGCCGGGCCAGCGAGGGCAGCCAGAGCCCCAGCGGCUCAGCAGAGGACCAGGAAGAAGACCCCACCAGGACCUUCUGUCAGGCCUGCAACAUUCACUUCAGUCGCCAUGAGAACUACACGGUCCACAAGCGCUUCUACUGUGCCUCGCGCCACGAUCCGUCCAACCAGAGGUCAAGCGCUGGCAAAGCCACCUUCCUGCCUCAGCCCAUCCGCACGCGCAAGAGGAAGAAGAUGUAUGAGAUCCACAUGGCUCGGACUGAGGCCCUGGCCAACGCUGCUGCUAUUGCCUUUCCCUCUGCUCCAGGCCUGGGCCUGGCUGUGAAGCAGGAGGAUGCUGCCUCAUCGGGGAGGGUCCUGGAGGCCACUGUCCCAGCCCUGGCCCUGGGCCUGUGUCUAGCCACUUCCCGUAGCACCAGCCCUGAUGGAGACGGCCCGAUCGACCUGAGUAAGAGGCCCCGUCUGAGGGACACCCCACGGGGCAGCAGCAUCCCUGCUCUGCCCCUCACUGACUACCACAAGUGCACCGCCUGCAGCAUCAGCUUCAACAGCAUUGAAAACUACCUGGCCCACAAGACCUACUACUGCCCAGCCACCACCCUGCAGCCCCACACCCUGAAGACGCUCCACAGGCUGAAGAGACCAUCCUCCACUUCCCCCAAGAGCAGGGCCCUAGAGCGGCCAGACCUUCACCCAGAGGCCAAAGGGCUCCCCACAGAGAAGGCUCCUCAGAGGGCCUCGCCCAGCCCUCACCCCUCAGCCUUACCUGGAUCUGAGGCUACAUCCCCUCACAGCGGCCCUGCAGCCAAAUGCCCAGGCUCUCCCCCUGUGGUCUGCCCCUACUGCCCUCCCAAUAGGGCGGUGACCUGUGACCUGGUGGAGCACUUCAGAUCCAUGCAUGGCCUGGUCCUGAACCUGGAGGGCCAGCCAGCUGUUAUCAGCCCCAGCCUGAGCCCCAAGGAUGGGACCCCCGCCACCCCGCCCAAACUGGGCCUCCAGACCCGCAGGGACAGCAUCAACAGUCGGGUCAGAAGGGACACUGUCUCCCCCUCCUCUCCCCUGGUGAACAUUAGCCCCCUGGGUCCCCAUGCCAGUGGUGGCAGCUCCCCCAAAGCAGCCCCUCCUGCUGUGUCUCCCACGAGGUCCCUCCCCCUGACUGUGUCCCCUGUGCCUGAGGUCCUGAGGGAGGUGGGGGUUAUGAACCACCAGGCUGCUGUUGCUCUGCUUCCAGACAGGGCAGCCCUCACCCUGGGUCUCCCACUCCCUGUCGCUGUCCCGGCCCCUACCACACCCAAGACCCCCCUGGUCUCCCCUGUGCAGAACUGUAACACCCGCUUCUGCCGGCUGUGCAAUAUCAAGUUCAGCAGCCUGUCCACGUUCAUAGCCCACAAAAAGUACUACUGUUCCUCCCACAGCGCUGAGCACGUCAAGUGAGCAUGCCUGUCUCUGCACAGUGUUCCCUUACAGCCCAGCCCCAGCUAUUCACCCGUGUCAGUGCUACCACGGCAUGGCACCACGUCUGGACUGUCUGAAGUAAAUGUGACUGUUACUCGCCAGGCACUGUUUAGCUGCUCGGACGCUGACGCUUCCGGUAUUGUUACUAUGGUAACUUAUUUCUUCUUAUGGGUCAAAGUUCGUAUUACACUAAGAGCGGAGAUGCGCUACCUGCACACACAGUUGUGCCCACCUUCCCGUCCCCACCACCUCAAUACCUGUUCCGUAGCCCUCACCCUCCCCUCUCACCUCCAGGGUUCACAGAAUGUUGAUAAUGACUUUUAGAUCCAACAUUUAAUCUCCUGAGCAAGCUUAAUUGAAUUGUUUAUAUUACAGUUGUCUUGAUUUGAUUAUGAUUGUUUGAAGCAUUUCUUGCUCAUGACAACUUGCUUUUCCUGUGCCGUUGAUGCUCAUGACCUGUCAGUGAGUGGGGACAACUGUUGUCCCUCGGAGCCCUCUAGUGGAGCUUACAAUCUCCACCUUUUUAUUUCUACUUACCUAUGACGUUUUAAAAUAAUUAUAUGGUUUUGUUUGAACACUGGCUCUUUUGCUAACUAGAAAGCUAAAGCAUUUUAGCUGAAUUACAGGAAUGGGUGUCACAAGGUUACCAAUUACAGAUGAAAUAUUUGCAAAUGGAUAGAUUAGUUUUUCCUAAACCACAAUUUUUAUGUUCUCUUAAUGCAAGGGAAAGCAUGGGAAAUAUUUAUCUCUGAUUUCAUGUCAACAGAAAACUACCUAGCGUCUGAAAAUGUUUUUUUUAUUUGUAUUGUUUUCAUACUGUUCGAAGGAACUGUUUCAGUCUUGGUGUGUAAAAGUGUUUUUGUAAGUGUAGAUAUGUAAUAUCUUUCACAGUAAUCACUGGGAUGACACUGAACCUUAUUUUCAUUAUCGUCAGCAUUUCUUUCUUUUGUUCUUUAUUCAUCGGUGAGGUUUGAAAAAAACUGUUUUCCUCCAGUAUUUGGUCAUUAGCUAUAGCCUAUUUUUCCAGAUAAACAAUUUGAAGUAAGUUUUAAUACUGGUGCUUUAAAUUUGGGUAGAAGAAAGAUGACUGGACCUGAGUACCAGGAUGAAGACAUAUCACUUCCUGUUCCUAUAAUGCCCUUCACAACUCCGCCCCUCUCCCCAUUAGACCUGACCUUUAACCCACCAACCUCCUACUGUAUCAACAUAUUACAUCUGCCAAUCUGCAGCUGCUGAUACACCACCAUCUUUCUAUGUGAUGCUUGAAUUAGACAUGGGAUCCGUUCAAAUCUAUGUUGAUUAAUUGACACCUGUUAGUGUGUGCUUGUUCUAUUGUGUUUUUCCGGUAAUGAAGUAGAAAAAACGGGAGAAGGUGUAAGAGAGAUGGGCAGGGACAGCAGAUGUAUUUCACAGAUUGUAGAGAGAUACAUACGGUAGAUAGCUCCUAUAACUGUCAUGUUUAAAACACAAACACACAUACAUCCCUGGUUUACAGAGUGGUGUUGAAUAGACCUGCGAAAUGCAAUCUUUCCUCAGUCAGAACUGGCUAUACUGGCACAGCCUUACUGUAGAGUUGAGUUAGUUGGUCCUGUGCUCCACUAUCCUAACCUCUCAUGAUGAUCUAAAUGGAUCGGUUUGUUACUUGUGGUGUUCCCUUCCCUACUUUUCCCUGUGUUACACAGGCAGAUGUUUCUCUGCUCUAAAAACUGGAAAACUAAAUGGCAGUGAAAAGUUGAGUAUUUUUGCUCUGUUGUGGUUUUGAACAGUGCUGUAUCAGUCAUAUCUUACUCACUAAUGUUUACAAUUGCAUUGCUUUCUCUUUUCUAAAAGAGAUUAGCAUUUUCAACAAGUCACAAAUCGAGGAACUCAGUGCUGAGAACCAUUUCGAAUUUCCCCUUUAUUGCACUGUGUCGUACAAAUGUGCUGAAUGUUUUAGUUUUAGAGGCUUUUUUGUAAUGUAUUUAUGUUUUUACAGCACUUUUCCUCCUCCAAACUCAUCCCUUGAAGGACUUGCUGAUCAAUUUAAACCUUUUCACAUUAACUAAAAUGAAUUGAAAACAUUUUGUGAAUGAUUCCAAAUGUCAAUAAUGGAAAAGUAAUAAUGAAUGUCAGAUCUUUUCUUUUUAAAAUUUCAAUCUCAAAUUCCACUACACACUUGUCCAAACUAUGCAUGGGAAAUAAACGUCCUGAGAGACAUUAAAGAGUGUCAAACUUC